CUGUGCCGCACAGUCUGAAGGGAUCCUUGGCGAAUAUAUGCGACCUCGCGCCCUUUGCCCUGGUAUUCGAUAGGGUCGAGUCAACUUGACGAAACAUUCUUGUUUGGGUAGCGCUGAGCUUAGCGUCAAGUAGUCAGAGAAACACUGAAGAUAUGGCAACCGAUUCAAAGGCCGCGUUCAAGCCCGUUACACACGUGCUUUUUGACAUGGAUGGUCUGCUCCUGGACACAGAGUCGUUGUACACGGAGGCCACGCAACGGGUGACGCAGCGUUACGGCAAGGACUACACUUGGGAAAUCAAGGCAGCCGUGAUGGGCACCGCUGGGUCCGAGUCAACGUGCAUCAUCAUCGACAAGCUGCAGCUGCCGCUCACCGUGGAGCAACUCGAGGCCGAGCUGCACCAGAUGCACGCAGAGCUCUUCCCCACUGCACAACUAAUGCCUGGGGCCGAGCGGCUUGUGAGUCAUCUCCACCGGUGCGGGGUGCCCAUUGCCGUGGCGACCAGCUCCAAACGAGACUCGUUUGUGCUCAAGACCAGCUGCCACAAAGAGCUGUUUGCCAAGUUCCACCACAUAGUGUGUGGCGGGGAUGAUGCAGAGGUGUCAAGGGGCAAGCCACACCCAGACAUCUUUCUCGUGGCUGCUGGAAAGUUUGAGAAUGCACCUCCACCUGAAAAGGUUCUGGUGUUUGAGGACUCCCCCAACGGUGUGCUGGCAGCCGUGGCUGCUGGCAUGCAGGUGGUCAUGGUGCCAGAUCCACGUGUUGACGAGGACUCGCGCAAGAGUGCUACGCUGUGCUUGACCUCACUGGAAGACUUUAAACCCGAGUUGUUCGGUCUCCCACCAUACAACCACUGUAACUGAGGGAUAGAUGAUCUUCUAGUCUGUUUGUUGCUCAUGGCAUUAGCUCUUCGAAGAAGA
Dermacentor silvarum is the source of this 920-nucleotide messenger RNA. Its product is annotated as pseudouridine-5'-phosphatase. The transcript is spliced from 4 exons. The record is from RefSeq and is a predicted model, not a curated record. NCBI's taxonomy places the organism in Eukaryota, Metazoa, Arthropoda, Arachnida, Ixodida, Ixodidae. Gene Ontology annotation, molecular function: phosphatase activity. Bases 153 to 863 code for a protein of 236 amino acids.